GUAUAACGUCCUUGGUUCGGUUGCUGUUAGUAUUUCGUAUGUGUGCGUAUUUUAGUCGAUUUAGACAUUUUAACCGUACCCCGCAGGAAGUAGUGAAUAUUCACCAGAUGAUCCCAAGACAAGCACGCCUAUAAGAUUAUCACCAACGCAUGCAGCCAUGACAUCAUAUCCAUCAUCAGCACUUACCACCAGAUCCUCAUCGGUGUCACCUAGUCGCCAUGGUUACCAUAGUCCAGUGAGGCAUUCUGGGAGUAGUCCUGUAAUACAGAAGAAUGCAGCAUCUAGUCCUGGUAGUCCUGGGAACAGAAUGUACCAUAAUUCACCUCCAAGACAGAAUUAUAUGUCAGAAUUGGAGACAGCCACGAUACACCGACAGCGGCGAGAGUUGCAGCUGCUUAUAGCGGAAUUACAGGACAGAGACCGGGAAUUGAAUGAGAUGGUACAUGCACACCAGAAACAGAUGAUAGCAUGGGAAGAAGAUAGACAAAGAAUUUUAGCAUUAGAACAAAGGAAUUCCAGGCUGGAUGCUGAAAUAAGAGGCAAAGCUGAACAAGUGAAGCAUUUAACAGGCAGGUUGAAAUUAAUAGAAACUCAGGAACAAUCCAAAACAUGUGCUUUAGAAACCACACAGAAACAGUUGGAAAAAAUGUCUGAGAAAGCUAGCUCAUCUACCAUGCAACUGCAGGACUUGGAGGGAAGAAAUAUGUCUUUAAACUCCACAAUAAGAGAAGUGUCAUCACAGCUUGGUCAGCUAGAAGCCAGAGAACAGGAGCUUAUUACUAUGUUAAAACUUAAGGAUAAAGAUUUAUUAGAAGCAUCCAAUCAUAUAUCAGAGAUAACCGGUAAACUAAAAAGAUUAGACACAAUGUAUCGGGAGUAUAGGCAAUCUGAUCUUAACAGUAAGAAAGACCUUGAAGACUGGAAACAAAGGCAUGGUGAUCUGAAGGCAGAAAAUGAUAGACUAAGAGGUGAACUCGGUGUUUCAUCCACCAACUCUACCUGAGCAACAGAUACAAAUGAACAAAGCCGAGAGACGAGAUUCAAUCACUGAAGAGAGAGCUUCAUUUAGCAGCUGAAAGAGACAAGCGAAAGGAGCAGCUGCUGGAAUUACAGAGAUCUCGGCAGGAAAGGGUUGAUGCAGAACUGAAUAACCUGAGACAACUGUAUGAAAGACAACAGAAAGACGCAACACUACUACAACUUAAUUUAGAUAGUAAAAAUGAUCUGCUGUCACUACAGGAAUCCAGAAUAAGUCAUGCUCCAGAUGACUUAAAUAACAGUUUUUCACCAACACGUCGAUGUCAAUCAAUAUCACCCAGUCACUUUGCUUCAUCACCGUCACUAUUAAGCAGGUCACCAGUGUCGCCUUCUAAGUCGUUAAAUCUCUCACACUCAGGCAAGGUCAAUUAUUCCAACCUUUCCACGUCACUAGAUGGUGACCCAGCCAUAGACGCCAGCAGUGGGGAAACUGAUGAACUUUUGAACAUUACUGCGAAUGACUUAGCUGAUAACUCACCAACAAGUAAACUGCAUAGACUCUUGUCAGAAUCCAGAGAAAUGGUCAAAAAUCUUGAAAAAACUACAUUACCUCCGUACUUCACAAA
Molecule: messenger RNA, 1604 nt
Organism: Saccoglossus kowalevskii
Lineage: Eukaryota; Metazoa; Hemichordata; Enteropneusta; Harrimaniidae
Product: coiled-coil domain-containing protein 62-like
Source: RefSeq, a predicted model, not a curated record